AUGGGUAACAAAGUAUCAGCUGAGGCAGCGACUGCUACUACAAAAAUUCAAAAUGCAAACCCGCCAUCUGAAUGCCCAAUGCAUAACAAAAUGGACACAGCGUCUGAUUCUCGUCCAUCUGAAUGUCCUAUACAACAUGACAAUAACAUUAAUCCAUAUAACAUGAUGCCUCCGGCAAACCAGCAACCAGCACCAGACCAACCCUUUGACCUUCCAACUCAAAGACAAGUUUCUACUAUUCCUCGCGCUAUGCCUGAUGGUACAACUGAAUUUUGGGUUUAUCCAAGUCAACAAAUGUUCUGGAAUGCUAUGUUACGUAAAGGGUGGCGCUGGAAAGACGAAGACAUUAAACCAAAAGAUAUGGAUGAUAUAAUCAGAAUACAUAAUGCUAAUAAUGAACAGGCAUGGCUAGAAGUUUUGAAAUGGGAAGCUUUACAUGCUAAGGAAUGUGGACAUCCUAGGCUUAAGAGUUUUGGAGGGAAAGCUACUCAAUAUAGCCCUAGAGCCCGGAUGAGGUCAAUGCUUGGUUAUGAAUUACCGUUUGAUCGCCACGACUGGAUCGUGGAUAGAUGCGGCAAGGAUGUUAGAUACAUCAUCGACUAUUAUGAUGGAGGUGAAGUUGAUAAUAAAUAUCAGUUUGCCCUACUGGAUGUAAGGCCGGCUAUGGACUCAUUUGAGAAUGUUUGGGACAGAAUGAAAGUCAUGUAUAUGAGAUAUCGAUUUGAAUUAUUAGGUAACAAAGAUAAUCCAAAGCUUACAAAUUAA
This is a messenger RNA of Leptosia nina, 765 nucleotides long. Lineage: Eukaryota; Metazoa; Arthropoda; Insecta; Lepidoptera; Pieridae. The record is from the annotation of a GenBank genome assembly.